AGCUUCUUGGAGGGGAGGUUUACCACUACCAUACAAAGUUGAUGAUGAAAGAGCCUCACACAGGUGGCAAAUGGAACUGGCAUCAGGAUUAUGGGUACUGGUACCAGAAUGGCUGUUUAUUUCCGGACAUGGCCACCGUUUUCAUAGCCAUUGACCCAAGUACAAAGUCAAAUGGGUGCUUAAACGUCAUCAAGGGCUCUCACAAGUGUGGCCGUGUCGAACAUAAAAAGGUUGCAGGUCAAACUGGUGCAGACGUUGAACGUGUUAAUCAAAUCAUGAAAUUUCCAGGAAUGGAAUUAACAGAGGU
Owenia fusiformis is the source of this 307-nucleotide messenger RNA. The record is from the annotation of a GenBank genome assembly. Lineage: Eukaryota; Metazoa; Annelida; Polychaeta; Sabellida; Oweniidae.